Molecule: messenger RNA, 1010 nt
Organism: Panthera uncia (snow leopard)
Lineage: Eukaryota; Metazoa; Chordata; Mammalia; Carnivora; Felidae
Gene: TMEM53
Product: transmembrane protein 53
Exons: 3
Coding region: 97-933 (278 amino acids)
Source: RefSeq, a predicted model, not a curated record
UGGUGAUUGGGCGGUGCCCGAGAGGCUGCGGGUGAGGCGCGGGCGCGCGAGCGGGAGUUCCGGCGGAGGCCCGUGCUGAGUGCUGGCGCCUUCACCAUGGCCUCGUCUGAGCUGGACUACACCAUCGAGAUCCCGGAUCAGCCCUGCUGGAGCCAGGAGAACAGCCCCAACCAAGGCGGGAAGGAGGUGGGGACACGACAGCCUUUGGUGAUUCUCUUGGGCUGGGGUGGCUGCACCGACAAGAACCUUGCCAAGUACAGCGCCAUCUACCACAAAAGGGGCUGCAUCGUGAUCCGAUACACAGCCCCAUGGCACAUGGUCUUCUUCUCCGAGUCCCUGGGCAUCCCUUCACUUCGUGUUUUGGCCCAGAAGCUACUUGAGCUACUCUUUGAUUACGAGAUUGAGAAGGAGCCCCUGCUCUUCCAUGUCUUCAGCAAUGCUGGUGUCAUGCUGUACCGAUACGUGCUGGAGCUCCUGCAGACCCAUCGGCGCUUCUGCCACCUGCGUGUGGUGGGCACCAUCUUUGACAGCGGUCCUGGUGAUAGCAACCUGGUGGGGGCUCUGCGGGCCCUGGCAGCCAUCCUGGAGCACCGGCCUGCUGUGCUGCGCCUGCUGCUCCUGGUGGCCUUCGCCCUGGUGGCAGUCCUGUUCCACGUCCUGCUCGCUCCACUCACUGCCCUCUUCCACACCCACUUCUAUGACAGGCUACUUGAUGCAGCCUCUCGCUGGCCUGAGCUCUACCUCUACUCGAGGGCCGACGAGGUGGUCCUGGCCAGGGAUGUGGAACGCAUGGUGGAGGCACGCCUGGCACACCGGGUCCUGGUGCGCUCUGUGGACUUUGUGUCAUCUGCACAUGUCAGCCACCUCCGCGACUACCCUGCUUACUACACAAGCCUCUGUGUCAACUUCAUGCGCAGCUGUGUCCACUGCUGAGCUCCUUCCCCACCCAACACCCACCCAACUUACCCCUACUCCAGAAAUAAAUGCCUGACACCUCCCCACAACCUAUA